Messenger RNA from Calliphora vicina (urban bluebottle blowfly), 1007 nucleotides. RefSeq names its product lectin subunit alpha-like. The transcript has 2 exons. The record is from RefSeq and is a predicted model, not a curated record. NCBI's taxonomy places the organism in Eukaryota, Metazoa, Arthropoda, Insecta, Diptera, Calliphoridae. Bases 17 to 733 code for a protein of 238 amino acids.
GCAACCAACAAAUAAAAUGAGUCUUACAUAUUCUUUAUAUUUAAUUUUAAUAAUUUUAUUCAUUUUUAAAGUACAUAUUAUUGCCACAGUGGGACGUAUGUAUACAUCAGAUAGAAAUAAUACCUAUUAUAUAGAAGAUGAGAAAAAGUACAACUGGAUGGAGGCCUUUGCCAACUGCGUGGAAAUGAACAUGAGUCUGCUUACAAUUGAUUCAGUAACUAAAUCCAAUGAAAUAAAUCAACUUGUGCAAAAGACAUUCGGCAAAAAUAUACCACUUUGGGUGGGCGGCAUUAUGACUCGCCAUCCCACCCGUCAUUUCAUUUGGCUGCCAAUGGGUAAACCCUUCAUUUACACCUAUUGGGAAGGCAACAAUCCCGACUUUGCUAACUACAAUGAAUAUUGUGUUGAAAUCGGUUGGGGCAACAAAAUGGAAUGGAAUGAUAAAUAUUGUAAUCAUCAGAUUGGUUUUGUAUGUGAGCCUAAUCCACAGCUUUUGAAAAUAGAGAACUUGCAGCGACAACUUCAACAGGCAGUUGAAAAAGUGCAAGAGAGCGAAAAACAUAAAUUAGAGAGUGUUAACAAGGAUUUCCCGCAAAAGGAAAUGUACUGCAAAGAGAAUUUGGAAAAGAAUCAGGAAAUUUUGCAACAACUUGAAGACAUCAAAAAUAAAACACAUCGUGACUUAAUUUUGCAUUUUCAUCAAGAUCGUUAUAUGCACAAUGCACAACCUUAAAAAUUUGUGUUAGAAAUAAGAAUUAUGUAGGUUGUAAGUAAUAGUGUCUUUGAUUUUGCCAUCCAAAAGUUGCAGUUGUAAACGAAAACUUCGAAGUAUGCAUUGAAAUGAUUUCAUGAUGCUUCAAUGUUUUAAAAAUUCUCCUUAGCAUUUAAGCAGCAAGUGUUAUGAUUAGAUUACACUAUCUUUUCAUCUUAUUUAAUAUAUCAUGAAUUCUACCAAAGACUAUAGAAAAAACACAAAUACAUAUAAUAACCUUUAGAGUCCUUUGGAA